AUGAAUCAAAACCAAAGGAGUGAUGAAGAAAGUGGUGAAAGUCAAUGGAGUAAUGAAAAAAGUGGUGAAAUUCAAUGGAGUGAUGAAGAAAUUAUAUGGAGUGAUGAAGAAAUAUUGAACCAAUAUUUUGCUGAUCCUGAUGCAGAAAAAAGGAGGUAUGAAGAACUCCUUAACGCAGAAGUGCCGAGAUGCAUUAUUUCUGAUCGAGCUCAAACUCACAAGGUCUCCCGUGAGUUGGACCUUGUGAAAGUUGGACCGCAAUCAGGGUACGCCCUUCCAUUACUACUGCCCCACCUGCCAAGUGGAGUUCCACGAUGA
Messenger RNA from Arabis nemorensis, 318 nucleotides. Lineage: Eukaryota; Viridiplantae; Streptophyta; Magnoliopsida; Brassicales; Brassicaceae. The record is from the annotation of a GenBank genome assembly.